ACCGCUUCACUCCCUCGCUGCGAGCUGGCACUGACUGGCGCGCACGAAACACCCAAAGAGAUAACGGCAACGAGAAGAUCUGGACAAGCGGAUUUGCCACUUCCAAUUGAAUCAUUCCAAUCUGCAGUCGGGGUCAUGUCACUUCGUGGGGUCGUCUUGAUGAUCCUGUGCGCGGUCCUGGCUGUGACGCGCGCUCGCCGGACUUCUGCGGAGCACGAGGAUGUUGAGGAGAAGAUGAAUAGCGCCAGAUGCACCUCCAGGUGUCUCACUUUGCAUAUGACCCAGAUUACCGCUACCUUCAGACACUUCCAGAAUGACCAAGUUCUGGUUUGGUGUGAGAACCACAGGCGCUGUGCACAGUGCCUUCAACCAUGUAAAGAGCUUUGGGACACCAACAAGAUGCUGAAGUCAUGUGAGAAGCAGACGGAGUGUAUGACCAGCAGCGAGUUUCUGACCUCUCUGAGGUCCUCCAGACAGGGCGACUGCCCUCCGCCACAGCGUGCCACGGGUUUUGCCGCAGCCUGCGUGGAAAGCUGCUCGCUCGACCGACAUUGUCCAUCCCCUCGGAAGUGUUGCUUCAAUGGAUGCGGACGCACGUGUCAAACGCCAGCUCAUCUUUACAAAGGCGUUCCUCUGAAACCCCGCCGAGAUAUGAGCUUCGUGGAAGAUCCCACGGGUGGGCUCAAAGUGACGUGGGUGUCCAAGUUCAACGUCAGCGUGGAGCCGGUUCUUUACGUCCUCCAGUCACGCUGGAACACGGGCAUUCACCCCAAUGAAGAGAACGCGUCCCCGUGGACGACUGUUGCCAUGACUCUUUGCGAAGAUGCGCUACUGUCAGAUCUGAGACCUCAGCGUUGGUAUCAGUUCAGAGUGGCGGCAGUCAACAGUCAAGGCAGCAGGGGCUUCACCACGCCAAGCAAGCACCACAUCUCCAAUAAAGAUCCGGCACCUCCGCAAGCUCCGGUAAAUAUACGAGUGAGCAACCAAACUCUGGUUGGGAUGACAGAAAGGUCAGGGGGAAGCGUGGCCGCCUUAAUACACUGGGACCCCCCUGAGGAUGGAGACUUGCCAGUUCGCAAUUACAGAGUCACCUGGAUGUCUCCACAUAGGAGACAAAAACACACACAGGAAUUCCAUCACAACACGCGCAGCCAGUUGAUCAAGGAGAGUAAAAAAAGAAGCAACAGCAGAAUGACUCAAGGGGUGCAGUGUGAGCUGUGGCUCCAGGGCUUUCACCCUGAUACUUCCUACUUCCUGUCUGUACAGUCAGUGGCCUACUGGGGUCAGAAGAGACUCAAGAGCCCAAGAGCUCACAUUGCCUUUACUACAGUCCCUAGUAAAGAGUCUACGAAAGGAGAAGCCUUCUCCAAUGAGCUCCCCUCGGCGUCUUCCUCAUCAUCCCCGUCAUCCUCUUCCCCAUCCUCCCCUGAGCUCCCCCAUUUGUCUUCUCUUCCUCACCCCGAAUCCCCUCUUGACCCCGUUGUCCCUGGUGACCUUCGCCUGGAGGUGGCUGCCCCCCAUUACCGUGGCGGUCAGCUACGGGUCAAGGUGUUCUGGAAGAGGUCGAAGCAUGCCAGGAAUGGUCACCCUGGUCCAUACAUUUUGCGGUGGCGCCCGCAUGCUUGCAGCGCUAACGUUACAGGAAGUGAGGGCACAGCCAGCGUGCAGGGUACCCAUUACACCAUUACGGGCUUACUGUUUGCAUGUAAGUACUGGCUAGCUGUGGCGAUGAAAAGCGAUCCUGAGUCAGAAGCCGUUGCCUGGGUUACCACCCCAACUUGCGCAUCCGUCAGGGUCAAAGGAGGCAAAGCCUUGGCCUGCAACAAUGAAGAGCGCCGUCUAGCAGGCAGAAAGGUGAUACUGCGCCCAGAGCGCCUGACGGCAGAUUUUCACCAAGCCAACGGUACGCUGCUGGCUAUGUUUCGCUGGAGGGUCUCUCAACAUGCACUGGACCUGGCAGAGAUUCAUGGCUUCCAAUUCACUUGGACCCUGCAGUCAGGUGUGACCUUGGGGGCAGAAGGUCACGAGGACACGCUUAUCUCGCAGACACAGACAAUUGCACCGUCUCAGCGGGCGGUGAUAGUUCAGGGCCUUCAGAACGACAGCCUUUACCAGGUACAACUUCAAGUUUUAACAGCCCGAGGCAGCAAUGGCACUGCGGUCUCGAAGACUUUUCACACUCCUGCACUGUGAGGUUCAAGUGCGACAGAACUCUGCUGCACCACUUUUGUGCAACAAAACCAACUUUUAAAAAACAACAACUGGUGAGAGUAGCGGAUAAAGAUUUUCCCUCUUGUCUUGAUUACUUUUCCCAAUACCAUACUUUUCACUAUAAAAUUAAACAAAAGAUACACUAUACAUACAUUGGUGGACUAAAGAUAUACGCCAAUAUUCAAUUUAAGAAGGCCCUCUUUGUCACUGGAACCAGAUGACAUCCGUAAAGUUGUUUUGGACACCUCUUUUGUUUUGUUUUUUAUUAUGUAGACAUCCCAGUUAGAAAAUGUUCUCGCACUGACCUCAAGUACGAAAUGUAUAGCUACGGAUUGUGUUUAUUGCAGUGGGACUGUUACACUGUCUUUUAUGUGUAAACGCAAAUAGUCUGUAUUUCAGGUGUUUUUAUUUUUAAACCUUUGCCCUGGAAUGUGUAUGAAUAUUUGUGUUUGAUAUAUUUUGGGUCUCUUCCAGCAGCAAUAAGCAUUAUGACUUUUCCACACUGUUUUUGCUGUACUUGUGGAAGAACCAGAAUUUAUGUUGAAAAACCUUUUAUGUUGCCUUGUUUUUUAUGUUUAUGACUGAAAUGUUAUUUUACUGAUGUUCAUUUUGUGCAUACUUCCUUCUGUUCUUCAGCUGACAGUUGUAUUUAUUGUUUUUAUUUCUUGAUAUUUGUAAUUAAAUUGAAAGUAACCAUG
Molecule: messenger RNA, 2909 nt
Organism: Syngnathus typhle (broad-nosed pipefish)
Lineage: Eukaryota; Metazoa; Chordata; Actinopteri; Syngnathiformes; Syngnathidae
Gene: anos1b
Product: anosmin 1b
Exons: 15
Coding region: 136-2193 (685 amino acids)
Biological process (GO): neuron differentiation
Cellular component (GO): cell surface; extracellular region
Molecular function (GO): peptidase inhibitor activity; protein binding
Source: RefSeq, a predicted model, not a curated record